AUGCCUGAUCCUGGCGCAACCAAACGACCAGUCAAGCUGACGUUCAAGCCUGCGCCGAAGCCCAGCUCUCAUACUCACUGUCCCAAACCCAGUUCCGAACUAAAAUUCAUGCUACCCGGGACCAAGCCCGAACCUGAGGAAGUUCUCAUUGAUACUACUGCUACUCCGCAGCCUUUUCUCGACCCAGAAAUUCUGACGAAAUCGACUUGA
Molecule: messenger RNA, 210 nt
Organism: Clonostachys rhizophaga
Lineage: Eukaryota; Fungi; Ascomycota; Sordariomycetes; Hypocreales; Bionectriaceae
Source: the annotation of a GenBank genome assembly